GAGAGGGCUGGUCGUCGUGGCGAUGGGUACGGACACGGACAGAUCCGAGGCGAGUCGAGCCGAGCUGAAUGCGCCGGGUGCGGGGCCGCCAUGGAAACGGAGGACGGGAGGCACGGCGAGGAGGAUGCUCGAGCCGAGGCAGGUGUGUGAGGGCGAUGCGGAGCCUGUCCGUGGGUCACGAUCAUGUGACCCAACCCCAGCGUUGGUGACGGGGUCAUGGAAGCGCCUGGGUCCUACUGUCCCCUGAGUUACUGUCUCAAUACAGCCGGUUGCAUGUAUGUACGUGCGUGUUGAGCGUUGGCUCUGAUGAGAAUGUCUGAGGCGGUGCUGGAGGAGCGAGCCUGCGACGCGAUGAAAGUCUUAGAGAACCACGGCGCUCCCGAACCACACGGCCCCCCUCACACGCGCGAACACGACGCUACACACCCCCAGCACCAAGAACACUCGCGCAUCGAGAGUGUGAAAGAACAGAGCUGCUCCGACAUCGCUAAUCAAACACGGCCAUCCAGCACAGCAGGACAGCCAAUGAGACGCUCCAAGUCAGACGGCAGAGUAAAAUUAGUGCGGAGUUUGGCGGUGUGUGAAGAUACGUCCCCGGUCACCGUUACAGAGCCGUCACACCAGGAUAAAAUCCAUUACCAGACUGUUGAGAAAGAGGAAUCUGCCAACGGGGAUGAAGAACCCAGCGAGAGAAGCCUGGAAGCGACCGAGCGAACCGACAAAGUGCCAAGAAGAUCGCUGUCGAGAGACCCCAGUCAGGAGUACACCGACUCCACAGGCAUCGAUCUACACGAGUUUCUGGUCAACACACUGAAGAAUAACCCUCGGGAUCGGAUGAUGCUGCUGAAGCUGGAGCAGGACAUUCUCGACUUCAUCAGUAGCAAUGAGUGCCACAAGAGGAAGUUCCCCCCCAUGACAUCGUACCACCGGAUGCUGCUGCACAGAGUGGCGGCGUAUUUCGGCCUGGAACACAACGUCGACCCGACCGGCAAAUCUGUAAUCAUUAACAAAACCAGCAAUACCAGGAUACCAGAUCAGAAGUUCUCGGAGCACAUCAAGGACGACAGGACGGACGAUUUUCAGAAGCGCUACAUCCUGAAGCGGGACAGCCUCAGCCUGGACCAGGAGGAUGGCAGGCUGCGGAUGCGCCUGAAGGACGACCGGAGGAGCAAGUCCAUCGAGGAGAGAAAGGAGGAGUACCAAAAAGCCCGGGAUCGCAUCUUUGCCCAGAACGGACAAGAUCAUUUCCAGUUCGAUAAGAGAAUUCAUGAACACGUGAGCUACAUUAGCAGUCACCAGAGGCGGCAAAUGUUCAGGUUGAGAGACAGCAGUUCUGAAAACGAACCCCGCGGCUUGGAUCCUCGGCCGUGGAGCAGUACCGACUCUGACAGCUCCCACAGGAACGGCAGGCCAGCCAUCACCAAGGCCAGCAGCUUCAGCGGCAUCAGCCUGCUCAUCCGCAGAGACAGCACCGCCAGCAGCAAGAGCACCGGCAGGCUGUCUAAGACCGGUUCCGAAUCGUCCAAUAGCGUAGGCUCGUCUACCGGAUCCCUCUCUCAGCCUGGACGCGUCCGAGCUCACGGGGCUGACCCGAGCCCCCCACGCUCUGCCGCGAUCGAAAGCGCUAGCGCUGCUACUAACGGUCAUGCUAUAACUAACACGAGCUACUACCUGCUUCCUGCGGAGGCCUCGGGCGUCCCGGCGAGCGGCGUGCUGCAAAACCCUCAGACAGGUCAACCGUUCGGCACCUCAGAUGUCAGAGCUGCGGUGUACAACCCCGCUAUGACAUCACAACAGGGGAGGGUCCAGCAGCACAUGGCUCAAGCUCCUCAUGCCCACGCCCACGCCCACCCCACACAGCACCAACCGGCCAAUCACGUCUUGACACAGCGUUGUGGUCAGUGUGUGCAGUACUCAGCCAUCUCUUACCCUCCGCCUCCUCCUCCUCCUCCUCUUCUGCCUGCGUCUCUAAACCAGCAGUACAGUGGGCAGGACGGUCUGAACAGCCAAUUUAGCCAGCUGACCCUGACGCCCGGCGAAGUGCCAGACUCGCAGACGGGCGUUUAUACUUACCCCAUGGUGCUCCAGAACCCGGUGUCCACGGGCUACGUUCUCCAGCCCGGUCAGCCCGUUCCGGUGCCCACGUAUCCACCGCCCACGCCGGGCAUCCAGCAGCAGGGAUACAUCCAGCAACCUGUACAACAGAUGUCGGCUUGUUACUGCGCUCCUGCCCAGUAUUCCCACUCGAACCAGCACUACAGACCAGUAACACCAGUACAAUACAAUGCCCCACAGAGUCAGACGGUCCCACCUCAACAACCAGGUUAUCAGACAAUCAUGCCAGGUCAAGCGCACAACUACCAAAGCAUGAUGGGAACUCAGCAGCCUCAGAGUCAAUCUCUGGUUGGCAGCCAGGCUGGGAUGGCCAAUCAGAUCCAGGGUGUUGUAGUGCAGUACCCACCCGUACCAACUUAUCAGGGAACUCAGAACGUUUCUCAGCCAGCCUAUCAGCAGCAGCUCGUCCUACAGGCCCCGACCAAUCAGACGCCGGUGCCGUCGGCCAGCAUGCAGGUUUACUACAGCGUCCUGCCACCAGCACAACACUCCACUGUUAGCUCCGCCGUGGGUUUCCUGCCCCCUCCAGGUUCAGAGCAAAUGCAGUUUCCCAGGACCGCCUCUCCGUGCGGCUCCCAGCCAAUCCCGACCCAGCAGUGCACAGGCGUGCCUUCGGUGCCCCCUGGUGGCGGCAGCGUCCUGAUGAUGCAGCUGAGCGUUCCUCCCCCUCCCCCCACUCAGUGGAAACACAACAAAUACUACAGCCUGGAUCAGCAACACCACCCGCACGGCUCCAAGAUGGCAGAACUCUGCAUGCUCGACACGACGCAGAACAGUCCCCAGUUAACCAGCUCCUCUCCUUCCCCCGCACACUCCCCUGGUCCUGCCCACCUGGCCAACUUGAAGGGAGUCUGUGCAGGCCUGACCCCACUUCCCAUGAUGCCUCAGUUCCCUCUACCUUUUCUUCCUGGCCAAGGUGAUGCCCGGUACCCUCUGAUUGGUCAGCCGCUCCAGUACAACCCUCCCAUCAGACCCCCGCUUCUGCACGGUUCCCUCAUCAACCAUCACUACCUUCACCAUCAGGGUCCCGUGGGCAUCCGUCACGGGGGGCACGGGGGGCACGGGGGGCGCGGCAGGAGGCUGGCGAGGAAAUCGCUGUCGACUGAUACGAGCACGGGGGAGACGGCUACGGGUCGAGUCCUGGAGGUGACGGACCUGCCGGCGGGGAUCAGCCGGGCCGAGGCCGACUCUCUGCUGGCAGAGCUGGGCAAGGCGGGUGCUCACAUCCGAUGGCUGCCGGACGACGGCUCCACGGGCUCCGAUUCGUCCACCGUGCCCCCCCGCGACCGCGCCUCCGCCUACACCGUCCUGGCCACGUUCCCGUCAAAACAGGCAGCUCAGAGCGCACUGCUCAAACUCAACAACACCCCCGAGGGCACGUUCAGACUCAAAACCAUCCAGAGGGCCGACUCUCAGUGAGGUCGGCGAGGCCACGCCCCAUCGACCCACUCCGCCCAGUCGCCGUGUUUUUGCCUCACUGCUUCCUGUCGUUAUCGUUCGAACCACUGUGGUGAACUGGGUUUGCUGGUUGUUGGGUUAUUUUUCCACUGGGUUUGUUAAAUACAAGAGAAAAAAAAACAGUAACUUGAUUUCAUUUUAUUUAAUCGAACCAAAAAUGACACGUUUUUGCCAUUAUUUCUAAAGGAACGGCACGGUAGAUUCUAAUUUUGUAUCGCAGGAUGAAAGCUUGGACCACACGCACUUGCUCUGUCUUGUUUGUGACUACUGUUUUUUUUUUUUUUGGUUUUGUCAUCUGGGAGACACAAAACCUGAGAAAUCUGGUGUUUGGUACGUUCAAACAAGAGGAAGCUUCAACUUGUGCCUUCAACCACGACUGCACUGUUACUCUGCUGGAGAAAACGUUACCAACAGACGUCACCAAAAAUCCCCAUCGGCGAUAAGAAUAAUUCAUCCAUCCGCCCACUCGGAGCUCUGAUCAGACUGGUUCUGCGUUUGAAUUUUAUUUAUAAGCGUCGGCUUUUAACAUUUUCUAAAUAAAGGGUUCUAAUUUUCUUUUUUUUUAAUGGUUUUAAAAGAAGGGUCACUGCUAAAAUCUAAAGCGUUUUCUUUAUUUUGUUGGUUGAGACGUGUGUGCAUUACAGAAGGCUGUACGUUUUUAUUUCAGUUGGAAACUAAUAAAUGUUUACACCAAA
Messenger RNA from Trichomycterus rosablanca, 4268 nucleotides. RefSeq names its product R3H domain-containing protein 1-like. The coding region runs from base 307 to 3534 and encodes 1075 amino acids. Gene Ontology annotation, molecular function: nucleic acid binding. The record is from RefSeq and is a predicted model, not a curated record. The transcript is spliced from 27 exons. NCBI's taxonomy places the organism in Eukaryota, Metazoa, Chordata, Actinopteri, Siluriformes, Trichomycteridae.